Staurois parvus is the source of this 348-nucleotide messenger RNA. Lineage: Eukaryota; Metazoa; Chordata; Amphibia; Anura; Ranidae. The record is from the annotation of a GenBank genome assembly.
GCUGCUGGAUGGAGAAAGUACUUGCUGGCAUUGGAUCAGGCAAAGGCUUUUGAUGGAGUGAAUCAUGAAUAUCUGUGGUUGCUGCUUGGUAGAUACGGCCUGCAGGGGAGAUUUCUAGAUCGGCUGAAGACAUUAUAUAGAGGGGCUGAGAGCUUCCCACUUGUUAAUGGUUGGGUUGGGCGGCCUUUGGAGGUCAGCUCUGGUGUGCGCCAGGGAUGUCCUUUGAGCCCCGUACUAUAUGCUUUCACAAUCAACCCCUUUGUAAGAAGGCUAGAGAGUGCAUCAUUGUGCGGGGGUGCCUCCAGGCAUUGCUGGUACUCAGCCUUUGAAGGUCGUGGCCUAUGCUGA